Molecule: messenger RNA, 1764 nt
Organism: Mycotypha africana
Lineage: Eukaryota; Fungi; Mucoromycota; Mucoromycetes; Mucorales; Mycotyphaceae
Exons: 8
Coding region: 116-1756 (546 amino acids)
Biological process (GO): protein transport to vacuole involved in ubiquitin-dependent protein catabolic process via the multivesicular body sorting pathway; Golgi to vacuole transport; Golgi to endosome transport
Cellular component (GO): trans-Golgi network
Molecular function (GO): ubiquitin binding; phosphatidylinositol binding
Source: RefSeq, a predicted model, not a curated record
UUUUUUUUUUAUUUUGUUGACCUGUUUUUCAUCCUUUUCUGUUUUCUUUCCUGUCUUUGCCUGAGUAUCUUAUCAUUUAUCUUCUGGGCGAAAUCAUCACGUAUAUUUUAAGAGGAUGGGUUAUUCUUUGAACGGUUUAAUUGAAAGAGCUUGUAGUCCUUCUCGAUAUGAUCCAAAUCUUGCGCUUAAUCUUGAGAUAUGCGAGACGAUCAAUAAGAAACAGGGGACUGCGCCACGUGCAGCAGCACAAAACAUAGUUCGACUCGUCAAUAGCACAAAGAUGAACCAGGCUAUGUUGGCGCUCACUUUAUUGGAUAAUUGUGUAAAGAAUUGUGGGUAUCCAUUUCACUUACAAAUUGCAUCGAAAGAAUUCUUGAAUGCGCUUGUGCGCCGAUUUCCCGAGCGCCCACCUGCUCGUUAUGCGCCCAAUCCUGUUCAAUCAGCUCCAGAAAAUCAAUGGAAUCACUUUGACUAUGUGCCGCCUCAACAAUUUAUGGCCAACCCAGUCAUUGAUCGUAUACUCUAUUUGAUUAAGGAGUGGAAAGUAGCAUUAGCAGAAUUAUCAAGAUAUCGCGAAGAUAUGGUGCACAUAAAAGAUAUGUAUCGAUUGCUGAAAUACAAAGGGUAUCAAUUCCCCGAGAUUCGUGAAUCAUCCAUUGCUGCUUUAGCGCCACCAGAAACGCUGAAGUCUGAACAAGAAUUAGAAGAAGAAGAUAGACAAGCAAAAUCUGCAAAAUUACAAGAGUUGAUCAGAAGAGGAAGACCACAAGAUCUCGUGGAAGCAAAUAAGUUGAUGAAGAUAAUGACGGGUUAUGAUAAGAAACACCAGACAAACUUCAAAGAGAAAUUCGCAGAGGAAUUACAUAAGAUACAGAAUAAGGCACGCUUACUGUAUGAAAUGUUAGAUAACAUGAAGGAAGGAGAUGUGAUUGAGGAAGAGGGUACUAUGGAAGAAUUAAGAAAUGCUUGUGAGAGCGCGUUAUCAAAGAUCAAAAACUUGUUAAAGGAGGAAGAGGACAGUGAAAAGAUUGAAGAAUUGAACGAAGUCAAGUCGAUCGUGAAAGGCGUCAUGUUAAAAUAUCACGAUGUGAAGCAAGGCAGAUAUGAUACGAAGUAUGAUGUCAGUGGAAAGUACCUCACUGAAGCCAACAAUCCAAUGAUGCCAGAAAAGGAUUUGCCUCCUCAAGCGAUCAGUUUGAUUGACUUGGAUGACUUUAACAAUUCACCAGAACCAUCUUCAUCUGGAUCUGCUAUUGGAUACUCUUCUGCACAAAAGAACGCUUUGGAUGAAUUAAAUGAUAUCUUUGGAGAAAAAGCAAAUAUCUCAAAGAAUCAACCAUCUGCCAACGCUAAAGACACGGUCAUGGCAAUUGGAACAACUUCGACUGAUCCUUUCGAAUUACUAUCUGCUCCAGCACAAUCCAAUAACAAUAAGGUGGCAUCCUCUGCUGCUAGUCCUAGUCCUACAGUUUCUAAUUACCAGAAUAGCCCCGUUUCAGCUUCUCAUACAUCAUUAGUACAGGAUAAAAUUCUAAAGACCAUUGAACUUAUCAAUAAGAAUGGGCUUAAUGUACAAUUGGUCGUUCAUUCAAUGGGUGAUGUGUGGAAAAUGACAGCUUAUUAUUCAAAUAAAUCUACUGCACCCAUGGAUAAAAUGGUUCUACUUCUUGCAGCUAGAAAGGUAAAUCACAAAGUUUAUAAAAGUUUUAAAGCUGCAAUACCAAAAAAGUCUUUUUAUUAUAGUCAAUGCAUUUGAAGAUGGGU